Messenger RNA from Solanum lycopersicum (tomato), 1374 nucleotides. RefSeq names its product protein SAWADEE HOMEODOMAIN HOMOLOG 2-like. Gene Ontology annotation, molecular function: chromatin binding. NCBI's taxonomy places the organism in Eukaryota, Viridiplantae, Streptophyta, Magnoliopsida, Solanales, Solanaceae. The record is from RefSeq and is a predicted model, not a curated record.
GGUGAAAUUUAUUUGAAGGUUCCCCAAAAUAGUUUCGAAGUUUCUGAAAUGUUCUUUUCUCCAUCUUAUUUCUGCAAUAUAUAUUUUUUCCCCUUAAAUUACUCCAUUCUUGUUUGAACCCAAACACACCCCUAAAAAAUAGGAAAACAGAACACAAGAAGGCGCUCAAAACCCAGUGUCACUCAAUUUCUACCAUUGUUAAAGAGCUUUUCGGCGAUGACCCUUUGAUCUUAUCCUUCAAUGGAGCUUCGUCCCAGACACAGGCAACCAUUUUCUGGCUUUACAGAAGCGGAGAUUGAGAAAAUGGAGAACGAACUUAAGCAAUCAGAAGAACAUGAUUUUGACCAACAUUUCUGCAAGAAAUUGGCAGGGGCUUUCAGUCACUCUAAAGGUCGUGCAGGAAAACCAAUCGUGAAAUGGACUGAGGUCCAAACUUGGCUCCAGAAUAGGCAGAAAAGCUGUCUCUCAAAGUAUAAUUCAGCAGAGGCUAAGAGGAAACUGCCUGAUGUGACAAAAGAAUGUUCUUUAGAAGAAGAAAAACAAAGAUUUCAUAUGCCUGAAGGUAAGAAGAUUCCAGAUCUGUCAGACUUACAAUUUGAGGCUAGGUCUUCAGUAGAUGGGGCGUGGUACGAUGUUGAUACAUUUACCUCACACCGGUUUCUUGAAUCAGGAGAACCUGAAGUUCUUGUGAGAUAUGUGGGAUUUGGACCAGAGGAGGACGAGUGGAUAAAUGUAAGGAAGUCAGUCCGUGAACGAUCUGUAGCUCUUGAAAAUAAAGAAUGUAUCAAAGUCAGGGUUGGGGAUUCUGCUUUGUGCUUCCAGGAGGGGAAGGACAAUGCUAGAUAUGUUGAAGCUCGUAUUCUAGAAAUUCAAAAGAAAUUUCAUGACAUAAGGGGCUGCAGAUGUCUCUUUGUGAUUCAAUAUGAUCAUGAUAACACACAGGAAAUUGUCAAUUUGAGGAGACUGUGUUUCCGGCCAAGCAUAUUAAGGCGUUUGUCACAGAUUUAGUUUUUGAGUAUGUUUGGUGCAGCCCACAUGUUUUGCCUUGGCGUUGCACAUAUAUUAUAUUAUUUUGCUCCUUGCGGCCAUAUUUAAUCUUAGACCAAUAUAUAUAUGCUUAGUUCAUAAUGUAGCUGGAGAUCAUAUGCCUAUUAUAUCGUAUAUCCGUGUUCUGGAGGUUGAACAGUUGUGUGUGUCAAACCGUUUCGUAUAACUCUUCUAGGUGGUCAGUGCAGUUUCAAGUUUUGGAAGAAAUGAUAUAUAAAAGUGCAUUUGUUCAAGUGUAUAUUGAGUAUUUAAGCACUCAUACAACCAUGCCUAAUGCACUUAUUUUUUGUUCUUAUUACUAGGAAUUAUUUUCUUCUUGUUCCUCAA